UCAUUAUUCAAAAAAUAAACAAAAUGCAGCAAACAAAGGAGCAGUACAACACCGGCACCGCCAAGCAGCCUUCUCACGAGGCUGAUCAGAGUAGUACUCAACGGCUAAGUGACAAGAAGGUCGGGGACCUGAUGGUUAACAAGCGGAGGCUCGUGGAGGUGCCGUACACGGCGACUCUUGCCCAUACCAUGAACGCUUUGGUGGCGAACAAGGUGCUGGCCGUGCCCGUGGCAGCACCGCCAGGCCAGUGGAUUGGAGCCGGUGGUUCUAUGAUCAUGGAAGCUGACAAGCAGACCGGGACUGUGCGGAAGCACUAUAUAGGAUUGGCCACCAUGCUUGAUAUCUUGGCUCAUAUUGCAGGGACUGAAGAUCAGCUGAUGGAUGAAGAAGUUAAUGAUGGGUUUGAUCUUGAUCAGAAGAUGUCAGUUCCGGUGUCUAAGAUCAUAGGGCACUGCCUUGAGGGUUUAAGCUUGUGGACACUAAACCCCAACACAAGCAUCAUAGACUGUAUGGAAAUAUUUAGCAAAGGAAUACACCGUGCUUUGGUACCCGUAGACAGCCACAUGGACAACGUCGCUGGAGUUGAACUUGUGGAAUCCGCUUCCAGCUACCGGAUGCUCACCCAAAUGGAUGUGUUGAAGUUCCUCAAGGAACAUGCCAGCUCCGGAUCCGAACUCGAUGGCAUCCUAUCACGGACGGUGUCUGAUUUGGGAGUGGUAACUGAACGAGUUUUCGCCAUCACUGACCGCACAAUGGUUAUAGAUGCCAUAAAGUGCAUGCGGAUAGCUUUGCUGAAUGCUGUUCCGAUUGUCAGAUCCUCAGACGCCGACAAUGAAGAUGAUCACAAGCAGCUUGUAAAUGGCAUAGGUAGGGAGGUUAUAGGAACAUUUUCGGCAACGGAUUUGAGGGGUUGCCACUUUGCGACGCUGAAAACAUGGCUGCCAAUGAGUGCCCUGGACUAUACGGAGACUGUCUUUGCAAACCCUCUAUUGGCAUCAAUAGCAUCGAACACAGCGGGUCCAACGUCGAGGGAACUGGUCGUAUGCAAAUCCGAUACGCCCUUAGGUCAAGUGAUUGACAAGGUGGUCACCAAACAUGUGCACCGAGUUUGGGUUGUGGAUCAACAAGGCUUGCUCAAGGGCCUCGUUUCUCUGACGGACAUAAUCCGAGCGAUGAGGUUUGCAAUAGUUGCUGAACCAAACCCCUGAAAGAAUCAACUAAUUCUGUAGCCAUUUGGAGAGGUUAAUAUUUUGUGUAAUAUUUAGGAGUUUUUGUAGAUGUUGGGGUAUAAAUAGAUUGUGCUUAUUUACAUGCUUUUAAAGUUGUUCCUAUUAACUUUUAAUCGUAUACAGUCCGUGCUCCAAAUGUCUUUUCCUUUACGUCUGCCUGUAAGAGUAAAUGUUAAUUUCAAGUAAUUUGUGAAUGACCAGUUUGUAGUUUUUAUUUCUUUA
Pyrus x bretschneideri (Chinese white pear) is the source of this 1451-nucleotide messenger RNA. Its product is annotated as SNF1-related protein kinase regulatory subunit gamma-like PV42a. Lineage: Eukaryota; Viridiplantae; Streptophyta; Magnoliopsida; Rosales; Rosaceae. The record is from RefSeq and is a predicted model, not a curated record. The transcript has 3 exons. Bases 24 to 1208 code for a protein of 394 amino acids.